AGAGAUAGAGAGAGUGGGGUCUUCCAUCUGCUGCUUUACUCCCCAAAUGACUGCAACGGCCAGAGCUGAACCAAUCCGAAGUCAGGAGCCUUUUCUGGAUCCCCCACAUGGGUUUAGGGGUCCAAGCACUUGGGCCAUCCUCCGCUGCUUUCCCAGGCACGUUAGCAGGGAGUGCUAUUGGAAGUGGAGCAGCCGGGACUCAAACCGGCGCCCAUAUGGGAUGCUGGCGCUGCAGACUGGGGCUUUAACCCCCUGCGCCACAGCACCAGCCCCUGCAUGCUGUUUUAAAAUCAUACUAGACUGGCGGUUCUCAAAGGAGAACAAUUCUGUUCCACAGGGACAUUUGCUGUAUCUGGAGAUGCAUUUUGUUGUUACGGCUGAGAGGGGAGACACUCCCUGCACCUGAUGGGGAAAGGCUAAGGAUGCUGUGGCUUGCCAGAGUGCGUGGCACAGCCCCUGACAACAGAAAGUCAAUGUAUCAUAAUUUAUAAUGCUAAGAUUGAGAAACCCUACACUAAGGAAUUGUCUAUUAAGGGUCCUCUGAUGCUCCCAGUGACUGUAACAUUGUUCAACUUUCUUUUUAGAUCUAACAUUCUGUAGAGAUGGAUAUUAACUUAUAGAUGAUUGAUAAGCAGCAGCUAAUUUCUGACUAGUACAAAAGCUUUAUUAUCCUAAUAGUCAUUGAUCUUUUUUUAUGUAACUUUGCAGUCUUAUUCCAAUGUUCCUCUUUUCUCUGAGUGCAUUUAUGAGUAGAGUCUCUGCUGAGCAUUUGAGGCAGUUAUGUUCUAUAAAGUCACUGAGAACUCUAAGUUUGUCUAUCUGGAACUGUUGUUCCUAAGGAAAUUCAAGGUUAAGUUCCUGCAAGCUUCUGAUCACAGCACUUUUGUCAGUUGACUAAUGCCUGACCUUAUUGUAUGUGAGUUUCUCUUUAAAGACACCUUUCUAUCUUGUUGAUUCAUUAACAUCAAACUCAUAACCAGCGGAGCUAUAACUCAGGGCAAAACAGAGCUUCCUGAACACAAACUUAUCUUCUCUAAAAGGCACAUCAUUCCCCUCUUAGGUGCAAGAGACAACUUCAGAACUCUUCAUGGGUGCCAUUUUGAACAUGGACAUCCUCAAGAAGAACACAGAAAUGUGGCAUGAAGUAAACCAUGAAAAGGACAUUUUAUUUUUUUUAAAUUAAGUAACUAAUUUAAGAGAGAGAGCUCCCAGUUACUGAUUCACUCCUUAAAUGCCCACAACAGACCCUUGACUUGGCAGAAUUCCAGGAACAGGGAAGCCAGCACUUGAACCAUUACUGCUGCCUCCAAAGAGGUGUUCCUUUUUGACAGGAAACUGGCGUCAAGAGCAGAGCCAAGGGGCCGGCGCUGUGGCGUGGCAAGUAGAGCCACCGCUUGUGGUGCCGGCAUCCCAUGUGGGCACUUUUUCGAGUUGCGGCUGCUACGCUUCUGAUCCAGGUCUCUGCUGUGUCCUGGGAAGGCAGUGGAGGAUAGCCCAAGUGCUUGGGCCCCUGCACACAUAUAGGAGACCCAGAAGAAGCUCCUGGCUCCUGGCUUCGGAUCAGUGCAGCUCUGGACAUUGCUGCCAUCUGCAUUUUAAAGUCUGAUUUGAGUCGUGUGUUAAACACCAGUGAUUCAGCUAAGAAGAGCUGUGGAUGAAGAAUGGUCCUUUUUAUGAGUGACCUGAAGGAGCAUCUGCCCUUUCUGGAUCCUUUGGGAAAGCAAUGGCCAACAGAUGAUCCAGGCAUCACAGUGCUUGAGCCACACCUUACUAGAGCCUUCCUCACUGCUGACUCCUGGGAUUGUCUCCUAAAUAAAUCAUCUGCCGUUAGUCCUGUCUCAGGACCUGCCUUUGAAGGAACCCACGUGGAGGCAUCUUCCAAGAAAGGCUGCUCCAAAGCCGGAUUUUCAGAAUGCACUUGGACAAAGAACGCUUGUUCUCUCUUUCCACCGUGGACCCGAGUCAGACAGACCUCUCCCACGUCGGGCGGACCUUCUCUGUGCUUGCUUAGAGGCCUCAUAAUGGGAUUGAUUUUACGAUAUGCUACAGCACCAACUGAUAUUGAAAGUGGAACGGUCUAUGACUGUGGGAAACUGACCUUCAGUCCUUCAACUCUCCUGGUUAACAUCACCGAGAAAGUUUAUGAAUAUAAAUACAAGAGAGAAAUUAGCCAGCACAACAUCAAUCCUCACCAAGGCAAUGCUAUACUUGAAAAGAUGACAUUUGAUCCAGAAAUAUUCUUCAAUGUUUUGCUGCCACCAAUUAUAUUUCAUGCUGGGUAUAGUCUGAAGAAGAGACACUUUUUUCAAAACUUAGGAUCUAUUUUAACAUACGCCUUCUUGGGAACUGCCAUCUCAUGCAUCGUCAUAGGGUUAAUCGUGUAUGGCUUUGUGAAAGCCAUGAUAUAUGCCGGCCAAUUGAAAAAUGGAGACUUUCAUUUCACUGACUGUUUAUUUUUUGGUUCAUUGAUGUCCGCUACUGAUCCAGUGACGGUGCUGGCCAUUUUCCAUGAACUGCACGUUGACCCGGACCUGUACACACUCCUGUUUGGGGAGAGUGUGUUGAAUGAUGCAGUGGCCAUCGUACUCACCUAUUCCAUAUCCAUUUACAGUCCCAAGGAGAAUCCGAAUACCUUUGAUGCUGCGGCUUUCUUCCAGUCUGUGGGAAAUUUCCUGGGGAUCUUCGCCGGCUCAUUUGCCAUGGGGUCUGCAUAUGCUGUUGUCACAGCUCUGUUGACCAAAUUUACCAAACUCUGUGAGUUCCCGAUGCUGGAAACAGGCCUGUUUUUCCUCCUUUCUUGGAGCGCCUUCCUGUCUGCAGAGGCCGCCGGCCUAACAGGGAUAGUCGCUGUUCUCUUCUGCGGAGUCACACAGGCUCAUUAUACCUAUAACAAUCUGUCGUCGGAUUCCAAGAUGAGGACUAAACAGUUGUUUGAAUUUAUGAACUUUUUGGCUGAGAACGUCAUCUUCUGCUACAUGGGCCUGGCUCUGUUCACGUUCCAGAAUCAUAUCUUUAAUGCUCUUUUUAUACUGGGAGCCUUUCUAGCGAUUUUUAUUGCCAGAGCCUGCAACAUAUACCCCCUCUCCUUCCUCCUGAAUCUGGGCCGAAAGCAGAAGAUCCCCUGGAACUUUCAACACAUGAUGAUGUUUUCAGGUUUGCGAGGAGCCAUCGCAUUUGCCUUAGCCAUUCGGAACACAGGAUCUCAGCCCAAGCAAAUGAUGUUCACCACCACCCUGCUCCUGGUGUUCUUCACCGUCUGGGUGUUCGGAGGUGGAACGACCCCCAUGCUGACUUGGCUUCAGAUCCGAGUUGGUGUGGACCUGGAUGAAAACCUGAAGGAGGAACCCCCCUCACACCAGGAAGCAAAUAACUUGGAUAAAAGCACAACCAAAGCAGAGAGCGCCCGGCUCUUCAGGAUGUGGUAUGGCUUUGACCACAAAUAUCUGAAACCGAUUUUAACCCACGCGGGUCCUCCGCUGACCACAACGCUACCUGAGUGGUGCGGUCCAAUUUCCAGGCUGCUCACCAGUCCUCAGGCCUAUGGGGAACAGCUGAAAGAGGAUGACGUGGAAUGCAUUGUCAACCAGGAUGAACUAGCCAUGAAUUACCAGGAGCAAGGCUCCUCGCCGUGCAGUCCCCCUGCCAGGCUGGGUCUGGACCAGAAAGCUUCACCCCAGACUCCAAGCAAGGAGAACAUUUAUGAGGGAGACCUUGGCCUAGGAAGCUAUGAACUCAAGCUUGAACAGACUCUGGGUCAAUCCCAGAUGAAUUAAUCGGCAUGGAGAGUGCAGAUGUCAUCAGAAGCAAUGCAAGGCCCACUGAGGAAUUCAAGCCAAGCUGACAACACAGUGCAAGGGAGACGCUGAAAAAUGUGUUAAGAACAUAAAUUGGAGAGAAUUGAACCCUUGUCAAAUGUAUCCUCUCGUGUCUGUGGAAAUGAGAAUUUAUUGUCAUCCCUCUAUAUUAUGCAACUGAAUUUAAUUGCUUGACAGCAGCCAUUUUUAUUACUGUAAUGGGUGGGAUAUGGGGUGGGGGAGGGGUCGGGCUGCAGUAAGGAUGAACCACAUGUGCUAGGCCACAGGGGCUUCUACCCUGUAGGCAGCUCACUUGGAUUCAGGAUUCUACUCCAUUCAUCAUGCAGAGUUCAAACCUAAGAAGAGGUUCUAAGUGUAAAAAUGUGGCUCCUCAGCUAAAGGAAUGUCCAAUUAGUUAGCAAGUGAAAAGUUUUAUAUUUCUGGGACUUGGCUCCCAAUUGCUCGAAAUGACCCCAGAGCUCCAUGCAGAGCCCAGAUCAGUGUUCCUCGCCUGAGCUGGGGAAGCUCCUGGUCUUGCUGGCCUCCUGUCCACACUGCUUUUCCCUGCGGCCAAAUGGGUUGCUGACAGCCCAGUGUGCCUUGAGCUUCCUGCACUGCCGCUGUCUGACCAGGGAAGGCCCCUUCCAGGGACAGCUGGUCUCUUUUCCCAAAACCAUGUUGCACCAGGGGAAUGGCCAACAUGUCCUUGCUUGCAUGUGAGUCACUUCUUAGCUGUGCAGGGUCCCCUGUGUACACUGGGUCAUAGAAUCCACACACAUGUUGCUCCCCAGCAGGCAGGAGAAUAUUCCUGCAUUCACAGCUGAUCACCAGGGUAGACAAGCAAGGAAAAGAACUGACAAUGCAUAGAGCCCAAGGAGGACCAGCAUUAGGGGCUCUGGACUUCCCCUUACAAGGCGUGGCUCAUGGCCCACAUUCCAGGGACCAACACAAUAGCUUCUAAUUCAGCUGCAUGACCUGUGCCUUUCAAGCCAUAAAGAUACCUCAAGUCUAGCUUCUUUUGAAAUGCAGAUAUUAAAGUGAGACUCAACAAUGCAGGUGCCCAGGCUGUCCUGAGCUUUCGAGGGAGGUGGGGACCAAUGUCUUCCUCAGGCCAGGGCUUAAUAAUAAAUAACAUAUGCUUUGCUGAUCACUUGUUAGGCCUUAAAUAUUAACCCUGGUGGUGUCAGGCACACUGCUAUCUAUGUCAGUUUUCUUGUUUUCCAAACAGUAGAAUCUGGGGCACAAAUUGUUUUAUACCCAGGAAGUAUAACCUUGUCAUUUCAGGUAAAUAUGGCAAGUGGUGAAGCAUGAAGUUUUUCUAAUUUGACUUAAUCCUAAUAAAAUUUUAUUAUAAAGUA
This is a messenger RNA of Oryctolagus cuniculus (rabbit), 5152 nucleotides long. NCBI's taxonomy places the organism in Eukaryota, Metazoa, Chordata, Mammalia, Lagomorpha, Leporidae. The record is from RefSeq and is a predicted model, not a curated record.